Molecule: messenger RNA, 1248 nt
Organism: Uncinocarpus reesii 1704
Lineage: Eukaryota; Fungi; Ascomycota; Eurotiomycetes; Onygenales; Onygenaceae
Exons: 5
Coding region: 1-1248 (415 amino acids)
Biological process (GO): protein demethylation
Molecular function (GO): protein methylesterase activity
Source: RefSeq, a predicted model, not a curated record
AUGAGUCAAUUGCGAAAAUCCGUUGUCAAAUCUCGAUUGGCAAGACUGCCCCCCGACCAUCCCAUGCUUGACGAAGUCCAGGAACAUGUGCUACAGGGCGCUGGAGGGCAUGGUGAAGAGGAUGAUUCCUCCUCAGCAUCAUCGGCGUCGUCGACGGGCACUGUGCGGCCGUCUCCUAGCCAGAACCUAUUUGCGAGGCCCAGUGGGACACAAGCAGGAAGAGGGGAUCUCUCUUCCCUUCCGUGGACUGGCUUUUUCGAGAGAGAACUGUUUAUCGAGGAAGAUAUUGGCGAUCUGAACCUGAUUCAUCAUGCUUAUAUCAGCCCGCCCACGGAUUCUGGUCCGCUGUUUGUCACACAUCACGGAGCAGGAUCGUCGGGGCUAUCAUUCGCUGCUUGCGCGCAGGAAAUCAGAAAGAUAUUGCCAACAGCGGGAGUUCUAUCCUUGGAUGCACGCAACCAUGGAUGUACUAUUUCCAAGAUUGGGACGCGGGUCGAUGAUUCCAAUGAAGAUAGCAAGGUUGAAUUGGAUUUGAGCCUUGAAACGCUGAGCCGUGAUUUAGUGUAUGUCAUUAAUCAAACAAAAGUGAAAAUGAAUUGGGAUGUUAUUCCACCUUUGGUUCUUGUUGGACACAGCCUUGGUGGCGCCGUAGUUACGGAUGUCGCUAGGAAUGGUGAACUUGGGUCUAACGUCCUCGCAUAUGCGGUGCUAGACGUUGUGGAAGGCUCUGCUAUGGAUGCCCUUCAAAGCAUGGAAACAUACCUCUCAACUCGCCCAUCUAGUUUUCCUUCCUUACUAGCUGGGAUUACAUGGCAUCUGCGAUCUCGAACCAUCCGAAACACUACUUCGGCUCGCGUUUCUGUUCCAGGCCUGCUCCGCGAAGACCCUACAGAUUCUACUCGCCCAUGGAAAUGGAGUACGGAUCUAGAAGCUACAAAGCCCUUCUGGGAGAAUUGGUUUAUCGGCCUGAGUAAAAAGUUCCUUGAAGCCCAAGGAGGAAAAUUACUUCUCCUGGCGGGAACUGACAGGCUGGAUAAAGAAUUGAUGAUUGGACAGAUGCAAGGAAAAUAUCAAUUACAAGUUUUCCCUGAAGCCGGACAUUUCGUUCAUGAGGAUCAACCGAGCAAAACAGCUCAGAUCCUGGUAGAUUUCUACAAGCGGAACGAUAGAAGCGCGCUUGUCUUUCCCCCUAAAGUUGGAGAUAUAAUGGCUUCAAAGGCGAUGGCCAAUGGACUUGGAAUGCCAUGA